AUGAGAAGAAAAAUUGUUACUCAAGAGAAUGUUAAAUCCAGUAGCCGAUCUAAACACAAUGCUGUAGAAUACAGUCCUGUUGAUCCAGACUCUGAUCUGCACCCUCAGCCUAGUCGAAUUUUUUCUUCAGAAGAAGCAUCAAGAGUUAUAAAGUCCAUCUUAGAUGAAGAGCUUCAGGGUUGUGCUUACGAGGCUACAGGAAGUCAGAGGAGAGCAAUGGAGCUUGCGGAGUUAGUUAAAGCAGCUGUAAGGGACCUUGGGUAUGAGAGGUACAAGCUUGUCUGCUAUGUAGUGUUAGGUCCAGUAUCAGGAGGGAACAUAAACUGCUGUAGUCGAAGUGUGUGGAGUCCAAAAUCAGAUACGUAUGCAGAAUAUGUGUUCCAAAAUCAGUCUCUGUUUGCACUGUGCAUCGUGUAUGCUGGAUAUUAUGAGUAA
Messenger RNA from Bufo gargarizans (Asiatic toad), 435 nucleotides. Its product is annotated as dynein light chain Tctex-type 5-A-like. The transcript has a single exon. Gene Ontology annotation, molecular function: dynein intermediate chain binding. NCBI's taxonomy places the organism in Eukaryota, Metazoa, Chordata, Amphibia, Anura, Bufonidae. Gene Ontology annotation, cellular component: cytoplasmic dynein complex; cytoplasm. The record is from RefSeq and is a predicted model, not a curated record. Gene Ontology annotation, biological process: microtubule-based movement. Bases 1 to 435 code for a protein of 144 amino acids.